AUGGUGAAGACAUACUCGCGUUAUGAAGCGCUAUCUUCAUUUGGCGUAAUCUCAUCCAAUAGCAAUGUCGCUUGGCUCCCUUCAAAUUCGAGCUCAACUGGAUUAGCAGUAGUGGGUGGUUUGGAGGAUGUAUUGCUAUGGGACAUCAAGAGCAGUACAUUGAUAGCUAGACUAGCGGAAUCUAGAGAAUUACUUCAGGCCAUAGAAGUCAGUCAGGUCUCUAUUGAUCCUACUAACCAACUUAUUGCUGCGGGCUACACAGAUGGAUCUAUCAGAGUAUGGGAUGUUCAAUCCAAAACGGUCUUGGUGACAUUCAAUGGACAUAAGUCGGCUAUCAGCAGUCUCAAAUUUGAUAAAUCAGGAACUAGAUUAGCCAGUGGUUCAAGAGAUUCAAAUAUUGUGGUAUGGGACCUAGUAGCGGAAGUGGGUCUUUAUAGACUAAGGAGCCACCGUGAUCAGAUCACAAGCGUUGCAUUUCUCGGGGGCGGGGAGUCUGUCGACGAGCCAUAUUUAUUAAGUACCAGUAAAGAUGGAAUGAUUAAGCUAUGGAGUUUGGAUAUACAACACUGUGUAGAAACGCACGUUGCUCAUCGCGGUGAGUGCUGGUCUAUGGGGUUGUUGGAAGAGCAGUCAGCAACUAUUCCAGACGAAGAUGGAAACGGAGACAAUUCAGAAACAGAGGUUACUGCAGUUACAUCUGGUGCUACAAAGGACAUAAAAUUCUGGUCAAUAAAUUUGGCCGCUGAAGAUGGCGAGAAGGUUGUUGAGAUUGGAACUUUACCUAAACAAAGUCCCGAACGUGGCUUGGGUCUCAAGUACCAUUCCAAUGGCAGAUUCUUUGCCAUUUCCAACUCAGAUAAGUCUGUUGAAAUCUGGAGAAAACGGUCACUCCAAGAAAUCAAGAAAUCAGUUGCCAGAAAACAGAAGAGACGGAAGGACAAGGGUCUAGAGGCCGAUCCUGCUAUCAGUGAAGACAAUAUUCUCGAAAAGUAUAUUCCAUUUACCAUUAUUCGUACAUCUGCCAAGGUGAGAAACUUUGAUUGGAUUGACCACUCGCAAAAUAGAGGGUCUGGUGCUAUUUCGAUCAAGUCAAGUUUAGACUUGGUAGUCAACUUGUCUAACAAUUCGAUUGAGUAUUAUUCUGUUGUUUCCGACGAAUCUUCCACCAAAAAAGCAGGUCCUGCUGAUUAUACUAGAUCAUAUGCUAUCGAUCUUGCUGGCCACCGUUCUGAUAUCAGAGCUUUGUCCAUAAGUUCUGACAAAAAAAUGGUUGUCAGUGCUGCGAAUGGCUCCUUGAAACUAUGGAAUAUCAAAACAAACAACUGCUUGAGAACUUUCCUUGAUUGUGGAUACAUUUUAUGUUGCAGUUUUCUGCCAGGAGAUGCUCUGGUUGUGACCGGAACUAAAGAGGGAACCCUUGCAUUAUACGAUAUUGCUAGUUCAUCGAUACAAGAGGAGCUUACUGAUGCCCAUACAGGUGCUAUUUGGUCACUGGAUAUUAGUGCCGAUGGUAAAACUCUUGUCACAGCCAGUGCCGAUAAAACAGUUAAAUUCUGGGAAUUCCGCAUUGUCCAGGAAGAGGUUCCAGGUACGAACCGCACAUUUAACAAGUUAAAGCUAAAACACACGAAGACAUUGGAGCUGACAGACGAUAUUUUGGCAGUUAAGCUCUCUCCUGAUUUUAAGCUUAUUGCUUGCUCAUUGCUGGAUAACACUGUUAAAGUAUUUUUCACAGAUACUCUAAAAUUCUUCCUCAAUUUGUAUGGUCAUAAGCUCCCAGUACUUUCUCUGGAUAUUUCCCACGAUUCCAAACUCCUAGUAACUUGCUCAGCUGACAAGAAUAUUAAGAUAUGGGGUCUUGAUUUUGGUGAUUGUCACAAGUCUCUUUUUGGACACCAAGAUAGCAUUAUGAAAGUUCUAUUUGAACCAGGAACUCAUAAUUUCUUUUCGGCAUCUAAGGACAAAACUGUCAAAUACUGGGAUGGUGACAAGUUUGAAAAUAUUCAGAAGCUAGUAGGUCAUAAGUCUGAAGUAUGGAGUCUUGCUAUUGCAAAUGAUGCUAGUUUUGUAGUAUCUGGCUCUCAUGAUAAAAGUGUUCGAAUUUGGGAGCUGACAGAUGAGCCAUUAUUCUUGGAGGAAGAAAGAGAAAAAGAGUUGGAAGAGCUUUACGAGGCUACUUUAACCAGCUCAUUGGAAGAUGACGAGAAACCCCGUGGAGAAGGGGAAGAUGAAGAAGAUCUUAACGAAGUUGAAAGAGCCGGUAAACAAACAAUUGAGACACUAAAGGCUGGUGAGAAGCUCAUGGAAGCCCUUGAUAUUGGAAUCGAAGAUCUGAAGCAACUCCAGGAACAUGAGCUAAAUCUUAAACAGAACCCUAAAGCGGCACCUCCAGUUCGUAAUAUUAUUCUCAAAACUCUUGAUGUUUCGGCCGAAAGAUAUGUUAUGGAUGUGCUUCAGCGUAUCAAGCCAAGCCAGCUUGAAGAUGCUUUGCUUGUUUUUUCCUUUGACAAGGUUAUCUCUCUCUUCAAAUUCAUUGAAAUAUGGGCUCUCAAACAGUGGAAUAUUCCUCUUCUCUGUCGUGUUUUGAUGUUUACACUGCGCACAUAUCAUAAACAAAUUGUCGCCAAUAAUGUCAUGAGAACCAACUUGGAAACCCUUCGCAACAAUCUUCUCACCGCUCUUGACAGAUCGCGACAGCAGAUGGGUUAUAACAUUGCUGGUCUGAAAUACAUUAAACAGAACUGGGACAUCUAUCAUACAAAGGAGUUUGUUGAUGAAAAGGAAUAUCAAGAGAAUCAAGACAGACAACUCAAAAAGAGAGCAUUCACUACUGUCAACUAA
Molecule: messenger RNA, 2841 nt
Organism: Sugiyamaella lignohabitans
Lineage: Eukaryota; Fungi; Ascomycota; Dipodascomycetes; Dipodascales; Trichomonascaceae
Gene: DIP2
Product: Dip2p
Exons: 1
Coding region: 1-2841 (946 amino acids)
Biological process (GO): maturation of SSU-rRNA
Cellular component (GO): Pwp2p-containing subcomplex of 90S preribosome; small-subunit processome
Molecular function (GO): protein binding; snoRNA binding
Source: RefSeq, a predicted model, not a curated record